Messenger RNA from Helicoverpa zea (corn earworm), 997 nucleotides. RefSeq names its product probable DNA-directed RNA polymerase III subunit RPC6 (gene Polr3F). The transcript has 4 exons. Gene Ontology annotation, cellular component: RNA polymerase III complex. NCBI's taxonomy places the organism in Eukaryota, Metazoa, Arthropoda, Insecta, Lepidoptera, Noctuidae. The record is from RefSeq and is a predicted model, not a curated record. Gene Ontology annotation, biological process: transcription by RNA polymerase III. Bases 89 to 979 code for a protein of 296 amino acids.
ACUUUUUUCGUGUCCCUAAUUAUUAUCACAACACGGUACUGCAGAACGCUAAUUUUGAUUUCAUUUAAAAUUUAAUUGAUCUACGAGAAUGAGUGCUAAAUCAGAUGAACAAUUAAAGGAAAAAAUAUUAAAUGUUGCAAAAAAGAAUCCAAAGGGCAUAUCAAAUAAAGACCUAACAGCUGCUUUACCUGAAGUAUCCUCUUCUGAACUCGUACCAGCAAUAAAUGAACUCUUACAGCAAGAAUGUUUCGACUUAUUCAAUCAAAACGGUGUCUUAAUCUAUAGGUUAAAAGCUCAAACAAGUAAGCAAGCAGUAAAAGGAGCUGACAAUGAAGAAAAAGUUGUAUUUAACCUAAUAGAGGAGGCAGGCAACAAGGGUAUAUGGAUAAGAGAUAUCAGAGUGCGAUCUAACCUGGCUAACACACAGUUGACUAAAGUAUUAAAGAAUCUUGAAAGCAAGAAACUUAUUAAAGCUGUCAAAUGUGUUAAUGCUUCUAAGAAAAAGGUGUACAUGCUCUACAAUUUAGAACCAGAUAGAUCUAUAUCAGGAGGAGCAUGGUAUCAAGAUCAAGACUUUGAGUCAGAAUUUGUGGACAUUCUGAAUGUUCAGUGUCACAGGUUUUUAAGCCAGAGGUCAGACAAAAUAAAAAACAAUCCUCGUGGGCCAAUCGUGGGCAGGACUCAGUCAUAUGCCACAGCUGCAGAAGUACAAAAGUAUAUUACAGACCUAGGAAUAAGUAAGGUUGAACUAGAUGUAGAAGAUGUAAUCACUAUUCUGAAUACCUUGGUCUAUGAUGGUAAGGCAGAGAGCAGUGUAUACCCUGAUGGGAGCAAGGUGUAUCGUGCUAUAGACCCUCUCAUACCUGCACCAGGGCUUGUACAGGUCCCUUGUGGUGUCUGUCCACUCAUCCACAGAUGUGCUUCCACAGGACUAAUAACACCACAAGAUUGUACUUACUUAAAAGAAUGGCUAGAAUAAUAAAAUACAAAAUAACAA